Condylura cristata (star-nosed mole) is the source of this 2437-nucleotide messenger RNA. RefSeq names its product RAS-like, family 12 (gene RASL12). Lineage: Eukaryota; Metazoa; Chordata; Mammalia; Eulipotyphla; Talpidae. Bases 188 to 988 code for a protein of 266 amino acids. Gene Ontology annotation, molecular function: GTP binding; GTPase activity. The transcript is spliced from 5 exons. The record is from RefSeq and is a predicted model, not a curated record.
GCCACAGGGACGCAGCCCACUCGGGUCUCGGCGCUGGGCCUGGGGCGCGAAUCACCCCGGUAUCGCACCUUGAGUGCAGAGGAGCCGGGGCCUCGCUCCGGAGGGCCCCGACGGGCGGGGGUUGGUGGCGCUCUGCUCGGGGCCCUUCGACCAGCGGCGAGCCUGUGUGCCCCGCCGCAGCGUCGCCAUGUCCUCAGUGUUCGGGAAACCCCGCGCUGGCAGCGGGCCGCAGAGCGCACCCCUCGAGGUCAACCUGGUCAUCCUGGGGCGCCGCGGGGUGGGCAAGUCCGCCCUCACUGUGAAGUUUCUGACCAGGAGGUUUAUCAGCGAAUAUGACCCCAACUUGGAGGACACCUACAGCUCCGAGGAGACCGUGGACCACCAGCCUGUCCACCUGAGGGUCAUGGACACUGCAGACCCGGACACUCCCAGGAACUGUGAGCGCUACCUGAACUGGGCCCACGCCUUCUUGGUGGUGUACAGCGUCGACAGCCGCCAGAGCUUUGAAGGCAGCAGCAGCUACCUGGAGAUGCUCGCUCUGCACGCCAAGGAGACACAGCGCAGCUACCCGGCGCUGCUUCUGGGCAACAAGUUGGACAUGGCACAGUACAGGCAGGUCACUGAGGCAGAGGGCGCGGCCUUAGCAGGCAGGUUCAAGUGCCCUUUUUUCGAGGUCUCUGCCUGCCUGGACUUCGAGCACGUGCAGCACGUCUUCCACGAGGCAGUGCGGGAGGCCCGGCGGGAGCUGGAGAAGAGCCCCCUGACCCGGUCCCUCUUCAUCACUGAGGAGAGGGCCCUGCCCCACCAGGCCCCGCUCACCGCCAGGCACGGGCUGGCCAGCUGCACCUUCAACACGCUCUCCACAGUCAGUCUGAAGGAGAUGCCUGCUGUGGCCCAGGCCAAGCUGGUCACCGUGAAGUCUUCCCGGGCCCAAAGCAAACGCAAGGCGCCAACUCUGACCCUGCUGAAGGGCUUCAAGAUCUUCUGAGGGCCCUUCCUUGGGACCCCCGGCUCGGCGCUCGGGCAGUGCUGCAGGACACAGAAUGACUUUUUGCCACUGACUUUCCCACUGAUGGAACAAUAACUAUCCCCCUGGUGGACACCUGACCCCUCCAGCAGCAAGCAGUGAGUGUCCUGACACCCAGUUCACUGAGGGAGCUGGAGGGGUAGGCUGGCAUACUGCUCAUAUUCCCUCCAAGGUCUGGUUUCCCUGGUAACCAUUGCAUUCCCUGACCUUGGAGGGAAACAGCCACUGCUGGAACCCAGAGACUGGGCGCCAGCCUUAAGAAGGAUGAAGUCACCUCUUCCCGAGUCAGCUACAGCCAGGCCAGAUGUGGCCAAAAGGGCCUGCAGAAAUGUAGCCAUAGGCCAUCUUGCCAGAGGGGCAGCCCUGAGGGCCUACAGCCCCCUGAUACAGAAUGGGUACUGCCUGACUUCACAUAAGCCCCAGACAAGGCCUGUGACCAGCAGACCUGACAGUUUAUCCAAGCAAAAUCCAAAAUAAGCCACUGGUCAGAAGCAAAGUGCCAGAGAGGCCUAUUUCCUGUACUUUGCCACGAGAUGAAGGUAAAGGGAAGGUGGCUGGAGGUGGCCCAGUGGAGGGACACUCUAGAGCUUUUCACCAGAGGCAGUGGUCCCGUAUUUCCCCACCUUAAAUUAAGGACUCAGUCUACAGACUCUUAGGACCAGCCUCCUUAAGUUAAAAGAAGAACACUGCCAACAGAGUUGUUCUCUCUGGAGAUAACUUCCCAGGACUCCAGGGAACUUAGUGUCAGAUACCCAGUGGGCACUAUUUUGUGACUACUAAUUUGUAGUCUGGUCCUGGAGGAUCCAGUACCCUUGCUACUGGGUCUGCAUGUCCAAAAUAUACUGUUGUAAGAUAGAACCUAAAGCAUUUUUGAUUCAUAAAUCAAAUUUCCACCUAAAUUAUUUGAGAUUGCCACCUCAGCCUAUACCACAACACUGUGGCUCAGAGUGAAGAUCACGUCCCUCCCUUGGGGUGCCAUGAUUAGCAAGGGAUGGAAGGUUUUUAGAGGCAGGGAGCACUACCACUUCCUAACUCUAUUUAUCACCAGGGCCUGUGGCCCAAAGGGAGUCUCUCAUGAGCCGUCAGCAGAUGAGCAAGUAAAGGAGAGAGGUCUGGUGGGAGGAAGAAGCAAGACAAGAAGGGGGUUCUGAGCCCAGAAUCCUGAGCCUUCCCCUCUCAGCAGUUGCAAGAGCUUGGAGUGAAACACAUCUUCACCCAGACUUCAGACUCAUUCUAUAGAUGGAGAGGUUGAGGCGGAGGGAAGCUGUGGAGUCCUCAAAACCACAUGAGGAAUCCUGGUCAGGCCUCCUGACCCACAGGCCAGCUGUGGAUUUUGUGCUGUUAUUUCAAGCUGCUUGUGUGAGGACCACCACCAACUGAACAAACUUGCAAUUCCAACUGCCCACUCCC